Messenger RNA from Pyrenophora tritici-repentis Pt-1C-BFP, 2700 nucleotides. The record is from RefSeq and is a predicted model, not a curated record. NCBI's taxonomy places the organism in Eukaryota, Fungi, Ascomycota, Dothideomycetes, Pleosporales, Pleosporaceae.
AUGGCGAUGCUUGAUGAGGAGCACGAAGACGCCCCUCGCCAAGUUGGUGAUAACGACGAGAACAUAUACAGCGUGGGAUCGGUUGCAGGCCAUAACGUUGUGAUUGGGUGCCUACCAGCAGGCCAGAUUGGAACCAACUCAGCAACAGCUGUUGUGACACAGAUGCGGGCAGCGUUCAAAGCCAUUCGAUUCGGCCUGAUGGUAGGCAUCGGCGGAGGCGUUCCCAGCGUAGAGGCCGACAUUCGGCUUGGGGACGUGGUGGUGAGCCAGCCGCAGCAGAACUUCGGCGGAGUGGUACAGUACGACCUUGGAAAAGCGACGCCGCAUAGGUUCGAGAGGUUCGGAGCGCUAAACUCACCACCUCGGAUACUUCUCAGCGCUCUAAGCAAGAUACAGGCGAAAGAAUGGUCGGGCAAGAGCACGCUAUCUAAACACAUAUACAUACUCGAGAGCAACCCCACCUUCUGUCGCAGUAGAGCAGGUCCCGAUCUUCUGUUCAGAGCGGCCUACAACCACGAACGCGGCCCAAGGUGCGACCAGUGCAGUGUCGAGAAUCUAGAGCCACGACUAGAACGCAAGAGCCAAGCAGAGGUCAAGGUACACUACGGAACCAUCGCGUCUGGCAAUAAGGUGAUCAAGGAUGCUGUUGAGAGGGAUAAAUGGCAGGCUUAUGGGGCAGGGACGGCAGCGGCGUAUGCGAAGGAGCUGUUAUCGGUGAUACCGGCAACCGACGUGGCCGCGUCACGCACAGUAGAGGAAGCGAUAAAGGAUGCCACGAAUGGCGGAAGCAAGCGACGCCUUCAGUCAUCAUCUCCUCAUCGUGCCCCUCACAAGCGUAAAAGGAUUGAGAAUCUCAGCAGCCCGGAGAGUGACUUUGGAGAAUGGCUCCUGAAGAGUGAGCAGUACCUCAGCUGGCUGGAUAAGACCAAGGUAGGUAAGCAUCAUGGCUUCCUAUGGAUCAAGGGAAAGGCCGGGACAGGAAAGUCGACGUUGAUGAAGUUCGCCUUGGUCAAUGCUCCCAAGACGAUGAAGGACUACAUUGUGCUCUCUUUCUUCUUCAACGCACGUGGUGGAGACAUGGAGAGGUCUACUAUCGGGACGUACCGCUCGCUGCUACUGCAGCUCCUGGAGCGUCUUCCGGUACUCCAGAGCGUCUUUGAUUCGCUCAGCCUCUCAUCAUCAAGCUUCAGCGCAGACCACCAGUGGAACGUCGAGUCGCUGAAGACGCUGCUAGAGCAAGCUAUAUGGGCCCUUGGAAAUUCGUCUGUCGUUCGGGACAUGGUCCAGUUCUUCGAGCACAUCGGCGAUCUAGUUGUAUCGAACGGCAUCCGCUUCCAGGUCUGUUUCUCGAGCCGGCACUACCCGCACAUCACAAUCCGCAACGGGUUGGAGCUCGUGCUGGAGGGGCAAGAGGGACACUCGCAAGACAUCACCAACUACGUCGAGACCGAGCUGAAGAUCGGGAAGAGCAAGACGGCACAGCGGGUGCGAGCCGAGCUUCAGGAGAAGGCGUCUGGGAUCUUCAUGUGGGUCGUUCUCGUAGUCGGCAUCUUGAACAAAGAGUCAGACCGUGGGCAGGUUCUCACGCUCCAGCGAAAACUACGGGAGAUCCCUGGCGACUUGCACGAGCUGUUCCGUGAUAUUUUGACGCGAGACACACACAACAAAGAAGGACUAGUCUUGUGUAUCCAAUGGAUACUUUUUGCAAAGCAGCCACUCAGUCCGGAGCAGCUGUAUCAUGCAAUCCUAUCGGGCGUCGAUCUCGAAGUCGUGGCAGAAUGGGAUCCAGAGGAGAUCACCAAGGACGUGGUUAAGCGAUUCAUCCUCGAUUCGUCUAAAGGUCUUGCUGAGGUCACCGCGUCUAAAGAGCAGAGAGUCCAGUUUAUACACGAGUCGGUGAGAGACUUCCUACUCAAGGAGAAUGGCCUUGGCAAGAUCUGGCCCGAGUUCGGAAGCAACUUCCAGGGCCAGAGCCACGAACGACUGAAGCAGUGCUGUCUCAACUACAUCAGCGUCGACGUCGCCACACCAUUAAAGAUCCCUAAUGACCCACUAAAAGCAUUCUCACAACAAGCAGCAAGCUUGCGCAAGUCAGCAACCGAAACAUUCCCUUUUCUAGAGUAUGCCACACGUAGUGUGCUGUAUCACGCGGACGCAGCAGAAGACGGAGGCAUCUCUCAGGCGGGCUUCCUCGACAGCUUCCCGCUUCCUCGAUGGGUUAAGCUCGACAUCCUGUUUGAGAAGCAUGAGGUGCGGAGACACACGGAACGCGAUGGAGACUACCGCAAUGCACUCCAGGCGGCUUCAGAAAGAGGCCACACAGAGAUCGUAAAGCUACUACUAGAUAAAGGCGCCGACGUCAACGCACAGGGUGGACUACACGGCAAUGCACUCCAGGCGGCUUCAGAAAGAGGCCACGCAGAGGUGGUGAAGCUACUACUAGACAAUGGCGCCGACGUCAACGCACAGGGUGGAGACUACGGCAAUGCACUCCAGGCGGCUUCAGAAAGAGGCCACAAAGAGGUCGUGGAGCUACUACUAGACAAUGGCGCCGACGUCAACGCACAGGGUGGAGACUACCGCAAUGCACUCCAGGCGGCUUCAGAAGGAGGCCACACAGAGGUCGUGGAGCUACUACUAGACAAGGGCGCCGACGUCAACGCACAGGGUGGAUUUGGACUACACGGCAAUGCACUCUAG